GGAUAACGUCUCCUUCAACCCGCAGCACAGACUCAUUUCUCUCCACACCAGCUCUGAGUGGAUGCUCAGCAGGGGUGUUUGAGAUAUUAGCGCGCUGUGGGGGGCAACAGCUCAGGGACUUCUACCAUCCACAUACAAAGAGCCGCCAGUGAGGAGGAAUAUGGGCAAAUCCGAAAGUCAAAUGGAUAUCAUGGAGAAAUCAAGUAAACCAGGAAAGCGUCGUUGGACUUUUGCAGAAAUCGGUCUGUCCGUCCUGCUGCUGUUGGUCAGCUGCGCCUUGGCCGGGCUGGUAGUCCUCUACACAUCGAUUGUGAACGAACAAUCUAACAAGAAGAAUGCGUCAAGGAGCUCAACAAGUGAAGGCCAGCUGUUUCGCUCCAACCUCAACAGUGUGUGCACAACUGCAGACUGUGUUACUGCAGCUGCUCGGCUCCUGCGGAACAUGGAUAAUUCUGUGGAGCCGUGUGAUAAUUUUUACCAGUAUGCUUGCGGGGGUUGGCUGGAGAGACACGUUAUCCCAGAGACGAGCUCCCGCCACAGCGUCUUUGACAUUUUGAGGGACAAGCUGGAGAUUGUCCUCAAAGGUGUCCUUGAGACAGAGAAAGAACAGGACAGAAAUGCCAUCAAGAAGGCUAAAGUCCUUUACAACUCCUGCAUGAAUGAGAGCCUCAUAGAGCAGCGUGACGCCCAGCCCCUCCUGAAGCUCAUUGAGAGUAUUGGAGACUGGCCGGUGGCAUCAGAUGCCUGGAACACCACGACAGAGGAAGCAUGGAGCCUUGAGGACACGCUGGCAAAGCUUACUGCUCGUUUCCACAAGAAGGUUCUGCUGGACAUGUACGUGUGGACGGACGACCGAGACUCUCGGCGCCACAUCAUUUAUAUUGACCAACCAGGACUUGGAAUGCCAUCAAGAGACUAUUACUUCAAUGAUGGAAACUACAAAAAGGUUCGAGAGGCCUACCUACAUUUCAUGGUUUCUAUCGCAAAGAUAACCCGAGAGGACAGAAACUUGACUCAGGAUGAUGACCGUGUGUGGGAGGAAAUGAUGCAAGUGCUGGAACUGGAGACAGACAUCGCCAAUGCCACAUCACCAGCAGAGGAGCGCCAAGAUGUCACUGUUCUCUAUUACAAGACGACACUUGGAGAGCUGCAGAGCACAUUCAGCUUUAAUGGUUUUAACUGGACACAAUUUAUUCAAGGCGUGCUGUCCAGUGUGUCCGUUGAGGUGCAGCGAGAGGAGGAGGUGGUGGUUUACAGCUCCCCUUACCUUGAGAAGAUGAACAACGUUCUCUCCAAACACAGUGUCAGAACUAUGCAGAACUACCUCACCUGGCAGCUCAUCAUUGACAGAGUUAAUAGCUUGAGUCGCCGUUUCAAAGACGCCAGAGCCCGUUACAGAAAGACUCUCUAUGGGACCACUGUGGAGGAUGCUUGGUGGCGAGAAUGUGUCCGUUAUGUCCAGAGCAGCAUGGAGAAUGCAGUCGGAGCUCUGUAUGUGCGUGAAACCUUCGCUGGUGAAAGUAAACAAAUGGUCAGUGACCUUAUCGGUAAGAUCCAGAAAGCGUAUGUGGAAACACUGGAAGAGUUGAGCUGGAUGGACUCUCCCUCAAAGGAGAAGGCAAGAGAGAAGGCCAUGGCAAUCAAGGAGCAUAUUGGCUAUCCGGAUCAUAUUCUGCAGGAGAGCAACCAGAAGCUUGACCAGGAAUACACUCAUCUGAAUUUUAGUGAAGAGCACUACUUUGAAAACAUUCUCGAGAACCUCAAGUCUGAAGCACACAAGAGUCUGAAGAAGCUCCGAGAACCAGUUGACCCUGACUUGUGGAUCAUUGGUGCUGCUGUGGUAAAUGCAUUCUACUCACCCAACAGAAACCAGAUCGUGUUCCCAGCAGGAAUCCUGCAGCCGCCUUUCUUCAGUAAACAUCAGCACCAGGCCCUUAACUUUGGUGGAAUAGGAAUGGUUAUUGGACAUGAGAUCACACACGGAUUUGAUGACAACGGGCGUAAUUUUGACAUGGAUGGUAAUAUGCUAAACUGGUGGAGUAAUUACUCUGCUGAGCAUUUUAAAGAGCAGUCCCAGUGCAUGGUGCAACAAUAUGGCAACUUCAACUGGAAGCUAGCGGGUGGGCAAAACGUCAGUGGAAUCAGCACUUUGGGGGAGAAUAUUGCAGACAAUGGAGGCGUUCGUCAAGCUUAUAAGGCUUAUCUAAAGUGGGUGGAGAUGGAGGGGGAGGAGCCUCGUCUACCUGGUCUAGACAUGAAUCACAAGCAACUUUUCUUUCUUAACUUUGCCCAAGUGUGGUGUGGUGCUUAUCGGCCUGAGUAUGCCAGCCAGUCCAUCAAGACUGACUCACACAGUCCCUUGGAGUACAGGGUGCUUGGAUCUCUCCAGAACUUCGAAGCCUUCUCAGAAGCUUUUCAAUGCCAAAAGGGCAGUCAAAUGAACCCCAAGCGGAAGUGUCGUGUCUGGUAGAAUGUUUUACUCUUGAGAAAUGUAUUUCUUGACUUGUUCAACUCAUAUCAAAAGAACAAGUUGUGCUCCUUAAACCCGCAGAGACACGCUGCUUAUUUCCAAUUAAUUUGGGGAUGUGAUGACACAGAUAUUUGCAUAAACAGUAAUGUAGAUGUCAUCACAAUGGAUGUCAUCCUAGACUACAUCCUAGUUUCAAAAGUUGAAGCCCAUACAUAUAGAAUAUAUAGAAGCAACUUGCUAAACUAUCUCCUCAAGUUUGAAGUGUUGUCUCUGGAUGUAGGUCACUUGUUCUGUUUUUUGCUUUGUCCCACGGCAGAUGAUGAGUGGGUACAUGAAUAAAAAGGCUACAUAGAAAACUAAGACCUUGUGAAAAAGGUUAAAGCUUAUACGGCUGGCUUUAAAUGCUUGGCCUGCCUUUCUUGAAUUAAUCCUUAAAGAAAUCUCUAGAGCAGAUCUUUGUGAUUUAUCCAGUAUUAUUUGGCAAAGAGCUGCCUUUGUUGUCUUUCCUCUGAUGUAUUGUUGUCAAGACAGUCUGUCACUUCAGAAGAAACAAUAGUGAACAAAUUUAACUCUGACUGAAGAGUAUGAAAUAAAUGGAAGCUCUGGGCUUUGCCAAAGUAGAGCUACAAUAGAAUUAGUCACACUCUAAGAGUUUGUUCAUUUACUGUUACAUGAAACAAAUUACCUAAAGACUUUAAGACUGUUAAAUUUUUGCAGCUUUAACCUUAAAUUAACAUUCUAAGAAAGCUGCGGCUUUCAACAUUUUUUACACUUACAGAGUGGAUCAAUCUAAAAAAAUGUACAAAGCUAUUAAGUACUUUUUGGAGGAUCAUUUUUUUUCUAUGUUUCUUUAUCAUGUCCUGCAAAUGAUUGUUGCUCAGUACUCACUGCAGAAAUGUAUACGUAUGUCAUGAAAGCUUUCCUAUAAGAAACCAUAUUCCAGAUGUUUCGAAAAAUACUGGUGGCCUGCUACUUUUUUUAGCUUGUGAGAAAACACAUGUUGGUGAUGUGAUAAUGAUAAAAACAAACAAUGUAUAUCACAUUAUUACAUUAAUAGUUACUGCCAAGUUUAGAUACAGGUUUGGAUAAACAGUCGGUUAGGUGUUGUGUGUUUGAAGCUCGCUCGCUCGCUCUCUUUUUUCUGCUUUCAUACAUUCAACCUUUUACCAGAUAUUGUCUGACAAGUCAUAUAAUGUGCCAUUUGUUAAAUGACAAUGGCAUUUUCCUACUGUAUUGAAUAUUACAAUAUCUGCUUGUAUCAUAUCUGUACGUUUACAUUUCAGUCGAGAUGGGGAUCGAUAUGUAGACAAACUAUUAUUUCCUUCCCCUGAGAAGAGACGCAAACACACCGUGAUAACAAGACUUUUAGCCUCUGGUAAAGCCAAUUACAUGCAAAGGGAGAAGAAGACCCUCCCACACACAUGAACAGGCAACAGAUGAAGUGCUUUGUCCUCUGAUCUCGCAUUGAUCAGUGCUGUGUAAGAUUAAAGGCUGAAGUGCAGUGUGCUGAAUGAAGCGUGGUGACCGCUGCAGCCGAGCCGCGAGCCCACGGGCAGACACACACUGAAGUAUGGGGCUUGUCAUUAAAGAGAUGGCCAGGGCCAGGACUGUUAUUUUCUACCAUUUACUAACAAAUAAUGACAGGAGAAUCAAAGCCGAGCAGAACUCAUAAGAGAGGCACUGGUGGCAAGAAGCCAGCGUUGUUGUGCUGAGGAGAGCCUUUAAA
This is a messenger RNA of Cyclopterus lumpus (lumpfish), 4196 nucleotides long. It is a transcript of the gene mmel1, whose product is annotated as membrane metallo-endopeptidase-like 1. Gene Ontology annotation, cellular component: plasma membrane. The transcript has 24 exons. Lineage: Eukaryota; Metazoa; Chordata; Actinopteri; Perciformes; Cyclopteridae. Bases 161 to 2470 code for a protein of 769 amino acids. Gene Ontology annotation, biological process: protein processing. The record is from RefSeq and is a predicted model, not a curated record. Gene Ontology annotation, molecular function: metalloendopeptidase activity.